Molecule: messenger RNA, 2277 nt
Organism: Aureobasidium vineae
Lineage: Eukaryota; Fungi; Ascomycota; Dothideomycetes; Dothideales; Saccotheciaceae
Source: the annotation of a GenBank genome assembly
AUGUCGCGAUUCCUUACACCAUCAAAAAUAUGCAUACUUCUUCUGGUACAAUUAUAUCGUGAUGGAAACGUCCCAUCGAAGAGUACGAUACCGCUUCUGUCGUUCAUCUCCAAGCACACCAUACACAGAUCACCACUCAACACCUCCAACCAAAACCCAUUGACUCCACCAUCAAUCGAGGACUUCGAGCUUUUGCUCGGAUCGCAUGAAUCUGCGGUCCCGGGACGGUCUUUGUACCAUUUAUUCGUCGACCACCUAUGGGCUAUCCACGACUUUGUGACAUUCACCGCAUUCCUCCAGGACCAGACUUCGGUGACGGCUUCGCUCGAAGAACAAGCUGAGGGCAGCAAGGCCAAGUUUGUAUGCAGUCCUACGAGUCCAAUCGGCCAAUUCGCGAGAAGAUGUCAUCUGGAGUCUGUAAGAUUACAGUUCAGUGAUGCAUACCAGCUCUGGGAGGAUCUGGUUGUCUUCCGCGAACCCACCAAGAGCAACUAUGUUGAGCGCAACCCAAAGUCGCCCUAUGCCAGUCAUUAUCCCGAUGCAGCAUCGGCCAAUUUAUUGCAGCCAGAUCAAGCUAAUGCAUCGGCCAUUCUCCUCGAUCGCAUGAACAAACAGGAUGGUCGACCCGUAGUACCGUCAAGUCUGGAUGAUGUUGAGAAAGUGAUGCACUUCCAGCUAGGGCAGCUGCAGAAGUUUGGUAGCAGAGUGUCUGGUGAGAUGAAAGCUCAGCUGAGAGUAAUGGUGGAGCAAGGGGCGUCGAAGCCUUCGGACAUGCACUUCAUCAAUUUCUUCGAUGCUUGGAGAAGCGGUGCAUACAACAAGGCUAUUGAGCUUCUUCAUCGUUACUUUGAUUACACCAUGGAGAGCCAAGGCACAGACCACAUCAAGACAUACCAUCAGUAUGCUUUACUCCAUCUUGCCGUCCUUCACGCAGACUUUGGAUGCUACGGCGAGGCAAUCUCCGCGAUGAACGAGUGUAUCGCGACUGCCCGUGAGAACCAAGAUGCUCGUUGUCUGCACUUCAGUCUUUCUUGGCUUGCCCACCUCCGAAAAGCGUAUCCCGAAUUUUCUCGUCUUGAGAAUGGUGGCGAGGGCAGUGAAUUGGCAGGCAACGAAAGCGACAUCAUUACCUUCUUGCAACAGAAAGCAGUCGAGAACAAGGAUUGGGCGACUCUCAGUAGCUCUCUGCUUAGCCAAGCUGAAGUCAACGUCGAAAGCGGCGGCAGUGUAGCCAGAGCUCUGGAACAGAUAUACCAGUCCAGCUACCUCAACAGCUUACACAAUGUGGCCAGCAUGAUACCCAGCCAGCUUCGACUCCAUUCCGCCAUCUUCAACAGACUUGGUCAAAUGCCUCUAGCAGAACACUACUGCAAGGUCAUGUACCAUAUUUUUCGCCAGGACGCCUCAAGGCCUGAUGUACUCAAUGUAGUGCUGCAGAAUGCGCAUAUGCACAGCAUUUUGGGUCAGUACGAUGAAGCAUACGAGCUUCUCAAGCAGAACGAUCCUUCAAAAGAAAAGACAUUACGCCUGGACAACACAUUCACUGCAUUCGCGGCAAUGAUCCGUCUCAGACGUGCCAUUCACCAACAAAUAGCAGACGCAGGCGUCAUCUUCGAAACACAUGUCCUCGAGAUUGAACUACUGAUGCGUCAGGGCAAACUGUCCAGUGCAUUUGACUGUAUCGAGAAGCAAGUAGCCGAAGCAAAGGCUGCGGAUAGUGCAGAUAUCGUACGUCGCAUCAAACUGCUGAUACUCAAGGCAAGGCUCUUUGCAAAGGCAGGCUUGCCGACUAAGGGCUUCAGUAUAGCAAUGCGAGCAGCUUCGUCAGCCCAGAGAGCUAUGAUCAUGCCGGCAAUGUGGGAGGCCGUGGGCGCUCUCUGUGUAAUCCUCAUUGACCUUGGCGAGUUUGAUGCGGCGAGAAGUCUGGUGGAUGCCAUUAUGCCGCAGGUUCUCGAAGGCGGCAAUACAGCUACGAUUGCACAGCUAUAUUCGAUUCUCACAGAUUCCUGUGUUGGACUCGCCGGCAAGACGUCUCAAACAAACCCGAAGGAAAGCUCAGAUCACAUUGAUGCCGCAUUCAUCUACCUUGACCGGGCACACGAAGCAUAUCGCAAGAUAGAGGACCUGGACGGAAUUCUGGAGAGUCUCAUGAAAAAGGCAAUGCUGUACAAACACAGAGACGACGAAGACAUGAUUGAAGAGAUGGAGCGUCUAUACAACAGCACGGUCCAGGAAGCGGAAAGAAGGCAGUUGGCGACGCAAGGGCAGGGGGUUUAG